GUACCGCGUGUCUCGAUUUUUACGGAGCAACCUACCGUUCUCGACAAAUUUGUCUCGUUUAAUCUUACGUUGAAUGAACGGUAGCUUGUAUUUCUGGGAUUUAAGGGUAGAUUGUGUUUCAUAUAUUUAAAAAGAACUUUGAAUAAAUCCCUCAACCUUUUUUGUUUAUCCAUGUUUUAUUGUGUUAAAAAUAUCAACAAGAUUUAAGUCGUGUGUAAAGUGCAUUGAAAGUGUUUUAAUUAUAAAAGAAAUAAUUAUUAUUUUUAUGUUUUUUAAUUUAGUUCGUCAAUGACCGUGUCGCAACGAUACACCUGUGAUUAUUAAUUAAUUAAUUUAUUUUGAUAUUUUAACUAAUGAAAGGAGGUUCAUCUAACGAGUGGAUAAAAAUAACUACUGGUGCAGUCAACGAGGGAUAAGAUGGUUUCUUAGGGAGACCGAAUGGAAUUUUAAUGUUGUGGAAGAGAUAGAAUUCUUCUUUGAUCGUACGGUGUUGUUAUCGCUGUUAAGUAUUGGAAAGAGUCUCAUUAUCAAGGAAGGAAACACUUUGCUCGAGGAAACAAAAACUCUCGAAAGAGGUAAAACAAGAAGGGAAAGGAAAAAGAAGAGGUGGAGGUGGAGGUUGAUGUAUAAUGGUAGAAAGAUAUGUAAUUGUGAAUAACCUUGACGACAAUUAACAAUAAAACGAUAAGGAUGGAAACGAGAGAGAAAAGUGAGAAUUCGAGGGGGAGAAUGAAGAUCGAUUUUUAAGAAGAACAAAGGAAAAUAAUGCACAAACACACUAAUCAACUUCGCGGUCCUGUUGGGACCGGUAGUAACUCUACUACUACUACUACUACUAACAACAACAACAACAACAACAAUAGGGGUCCUGUGAGAAGAUGGAACAGUUUUCAUGGUGGUGGUGGUAUGGGGGGUGGUGGUGGUGGCGGUGGCGUAAGUCACUUGAGUGACACCGUUGGAAAUGGCGCCGUCGUCGCGGGAACUUUUGCGAGGACACCUCAGGAACCUUUCAGGGCCGUACCGAAGGCCGUUCAAGCCCUGAGAAGUGAAUCGGUCGACAGGAGCCAUCGUGCUCCCCCACCACCGCCGCCGACCUUUCCGAGAAGACGAUUUUCCGUUUGCUUUGGAAAGCGAACGGGCAGCAGUGCCAGGAGACCCAACGAAUGUUUCGUCUUGGAACCCUCCGAGAUGAUUGUCAUCGAUUAUCCAGAAGUCCAUGGAGGAGGAAGGAUGCAUCGGCCACCUCAUCCGCAUCCCAUAACAGACCAUCGUCAGGUCAAUCUGGUCUUCGACGAUACGUUUUCGCAAGGCCUGACAGGUAGACCGGAGCUGUAUCAAAAGUCUAAUCGGAGUAGUCAUUCAAGUGAUACAAGUUCUGCGUAUAGUGGCUCAGACACAAUGACUUCUGUACAAAGUUCUUUGGAUGCGGAUGCAGAUGAGGUUGAUCUUUCUGGUCUUGUCGAGUCCAUAGUGGACAGUGAUGAGGAGGAAGAUCUUGCUGAAAGUAUGGAUAGUUUGAAUGUUCGUGAUGCUGUACGAGAGUGCCUGGAAAAAGAUCCUGUGGAAAGAUCAGAAGAAGAUAUAGAAACACUUUUAGAAUUUACACAACAAUUAAAGGCCUUCACCAAUAUGACAUUGGCUGUAAGAAGAGCGCUGUGCGCCGUAAUGGUAUUUGCAGUAGUUGAACGGGCUGGAAUGGUUGUUUUAAAUGAUGGAGAAGAAUUGGAUAGCUGGAGUGUACUUAUCAAUGGUACGGUUGAAAUCGAGCACAGUAAUGGGGAGGUCGAACUGCUUCAUCUUGGAGAUAGUUUUGGUAUUUUGCCUACCAUGGACCGACUUCUGCAUCAAGGUGUUAUGAGGACAAAAUGCGACGACUGCCAAUUUGUGUGCGUCACACAAGCAGAUUAUUUUAGAAUUCAACAUCAAGGUGAAGAAAAUACGAGAAGACACGAAGAGAAUGGUAGGGUGACUUUAGUUACGGAAUUAAGAGGCGCCUUGGAUGGGGGAGUGCGAAGGGGUCAUGUUGUGAUUAGAGCAACGCCAGAGCGCUUAAUGCUACAACUUAUCGAAGAAAACAGUAUUACAGAUCCCACUUAUGUGGAAGAUUUUUUAUUAACUCAUCGAACUUUUAUCAAUAGCCCUUUAUUAGUUGCAAAUCAAUUAUUAGAGUGGUUUAACCAAGCUCAGGUCAGAGAACGUGUUGCACGUGUUGUAUUACUUUGGGUAAAUAAUCAUUUUACGGAUUUUGAAACGGAUCCAGCUAUGAUGGAAUUUUUAGAAGAUUUUGAAACUGGGUUAGAAAGAGAAAAAAUGCAGGGUCAACAGAGGUUAUUAAACAUAGCCUGUGCGGCAAAAGCAAGAACGCGAAACGUAACGUUAGCAAGGCCUAGCAGAGACGAAAUUCUCCAUUUUAGCAUUUUAGGCGGUUACGAAAGAGGUUUUGGAAUUUUUAUUUCAAAAGUUGAUAAGAGAUCGAAGGCUGAGGAUGUUGGUUUGAAACGUGGCGAUCAAAUUUUGGAAGUCAACGGACAAAGCUUCGAACAUGUUAAUCAUGCCAAAGCAUUGGAAAUUUUAAGAGGUUCCACUCAUCUCAGUAUCACCGUCAAAUCUAAUCUUCUUGCUUUUAAAGAAAUGUUACAAAUGCCCGACAAUUCUCCAAGGCCAAGAGGAAGGGCAAAUAAACCAGAAAUUCCACGACUUCAAUCUGAUCCACGUGCAAGACUCUCCACUCACGUUGAUCCUAUAACUCCAGUAAAUCCUUUAAAUCCUUUAGUAGGAGGCAUGCAUCUCUUGAUUCCGGAUAGUAAUGUUUCUCCUUGCAAAGAUGCUAAAAAGGAACAUAAAGGAUUUAUGACUCUUGGACCUAAGAGGAGGUUACAAAAAGCACUUAUGAAAAUGAACAUACUGCCAAAGAAUACAAUCAACGAUGGUGUGCACUUAGAUGAUCCUCUCGCUCCACCACACACACCGCCAGGAACGUGCGGCUCACAAACCACAACUAAUCUUUAUCACUCGAAAAGUAAUCCCGAUCUUACAUCAUUGUACUGUUACGACGAUCUUAGAGCACCGGAUUAUCCGGAACACGUAUUAAAGGUUUACAAGGCUGAUCAAACUUGUAAAUAUCUUCUCAUUCAUAAAGAGACAACGGCGCACGAGGUGGUGAUGCUCGCAUUACAAGAGUUUGGUAUAACCGAAAGUAGUUCGAAUUUCUCCUUAGCGGAAGUGAGUGUUGGCGAGGGUGGCAUGAUAAAGCAGCGUAGAUUACCAGAACAAUUGCAAAAUUUAGCCGAAAGAAUUGGUUUAAGUUCGCGUUAUUAUUUAAAGACUAAUGGUAUAUCCGAAACUUUGGUAGCAGAUGAACAAGCGCCGGAACUUAUCCGUGAAUCUCAAGUACAUUUUCUACAAUUAAAUGCCGUGGAGGUAGCUAUCCAAUUAACUCUACAGGAUUUUAGUAUAUUUAGACAAAUUGAAUCUACAGAAUAUGUGGACGACUUAUUUGAAUUAAAGAGCAGGUACGGAAUACCAAUGCUCAGUCAAUUCGCGGAGCUAGUCAAUAGAGAAAUGUUUUGGGUCGUUACGGAAGUGUGUUCCGAGCAUAAUCUUGUACGCCGUAGCAAGAUUAUCAAACAAUUUAUAAAAAUAGCUCGUCAAUGCAAAGAAUGUAAAAAUUUUAAUUCAAUGUUCGCAAUCGUAUCUGGUCUUGGUCAUGGCGCGGUGUCAAGGUUGAGAGCAUCUUGGGAAAAACUGCCAAGUAAAUAUCAGAGAUUAUUUAGUGAUUUACAGGAGUUAAUGGAUCCUAGUCGUAACAUGAGUAAAUAUCGUCAACUAGUAGCAUCCGAACAAACGCAACCACCAAUCAUACCCUUCUAUCCCGUAGUCAAAAAAGAUUUGACUUUUAUUCAUCUGGGUAACGAUUCUAGAGUAGAAAGUUUAGUGAAUUUCGAGAAGCUUAGAAUGAUCGCAAAGGAGGUUCGAACUUUGACGAAUAUGUGUUCGUCUCCGUACGAUCUGUUAACUAUGUUGGAAAGAGGUGGCCAGCCACCGAGUUCCGCGAUGGUAGCUUUGAAUCAAAUGACAACGGGUAAUCAAGGUGGUCAAACAGCAACGGUCAAACGACGUAAGAAAUCAGCGGCAGCACCGAAUCCGAAAAAAAUGUUCGAAGAAGCACAAAUGGUUAGAAGAGUAAAGGCGUAUCUUGCGAACAUGAAAGUAAUUACUGAUGAGGAACGAUUGCACGGUCUUUCCGUCGAUUGUGAACCUCAUGCUGGUGCUGUAGCAAUGGCUGCGGCGGUACCACUCACUGGAAGCCGGGGGAGAAGGCAUCCUUCUCCUACGCUUUCAACAACGAGUAGUGCCAGCAGCACAAGCGAGGGAAGAAAGAGUAUACAAGGUACAAAGUUCGGAGCUGCCUCACCCCAGGCAGUAAGGAAAAUGUUGGCUCUUUCAGAUCCUCACAAAACUCGACCGUAUCAACCUAAACAUUGUCCACCACCCCUUCCAGUACCUGGAUUAGCAUUGCAUUCUAGCGGACUGGAGCCAAGUCCUGGUGCACCAAGAAGAGUCGGUUCCGGUAGUAGAGUUCCGAUGCACGAAAGAUCGCACAGCGAUACUCCCUCAAGUUUACCACCCCCCGUCGAUCUUAGUGCCGAAAGUAGCAGUGUCACAAGUCUGAGUAAUCUUCAACCAUUACGGAAAACGUUAACGAGCGGAGAAGGAAAGAUUAUUUGAGAUGAUGAGAGGCACGCGCUUUUAUCUACGUCAACACACUUAUUUAAAACGAGAAUGACGACUUUGAGAUCUCAUCGAUGAGUAUAUUUAUAAUAUCUCAUUAUAUUUUCUACGUUACGUAGCAUUUGUCAUUGAUUAAUUAGUUAUUAAUCAAGUUUAAACUGUCUCGAAUUACUUUUACUAAUAUUUAGAAAAGUAGUAGUUUUGUCUUUAGUUUGCCGAGUACAAAUAAUCGAAAGAUCCUCUCGAUCAGAGCUUGUCUCUGACCUCUUCUUAUUAUACUUCUUAUUUCUUAUUUCUUAGAGCUUAGAUUAGUACAAUAAUAUAAUAGCUUUUAGCAAAUCGCGCGGUGGGCCUUCCCCCUGUCCCUUUUUCCCCUCUCCGAGAAAAUUUAAUUCGAUAAGAUAAAAGAGAGAAAUAAAAAUAAAAUAAAAAAGCAAAAAAUCAAAUCUAUGAAAAGAAAAGAAAAAUCAAAUAAAAAUAAACUAAAAUAAGAAAAAGAAAAAUGAGCGUGUUCAGCGGCCGCAGCGGGACGAGACUUGGAUUUUUCGAACGUGUUAAGUGAUGGAAGUGUCUUGGGGACGUGUGCGUAGGUUCAGUGACGAGCAGUGAUAGCGGUCACAGUACUCAACUGGACAGCCAUAGUGGAAGCAGCGUAGAAGCAGGUGGCAGUCCACCGCCACC
Molecule: messenger RNA, 5412 nt
Organism: Polistes dominula (European paper wasp)
Lineage: Eukaryota; Metazoa; Arthropoda; Insecta; Hymenoptera; Vespidae
Product: rap guanine nucleotide exchange factor 2
Biological process (GO): Ras protein signal transduction
Cellular component (GO): plasma membrane; apical plasma membrane
Molecular function (GO): protein binding; guanyl-nucleotide exchange factor activity
Source: RefSeq, a predicted model, not a curated record